Molecule: messenger RNA, 402 nt
Organism: Symbiodinium sp. CCMP2592
Lineage: Eukaryota; Dinophyceae; Suessiales; Symbiodiniaceae
Source: the annotation of a GenBank genome assembly
AUGAAGCUGCAGAAGCUAUUGCUGCGCUGGGCCCCACCUGGCCUGGGUUUGCAGAUCCUUCAAGAUGAUGGCACAGAAUCCGUCAUGCACAAGGAGCUGCCAGGAAAGGAGGAAGUUACGUGUGCUGAGCAAGUGCAAGCAAUGGCCAAGAACCUUAGUGUGGAGCACCCUGAACUUCUUGCCAAGAAGCGGAAGGUUCUCACUGCGCAGCUUGCCCGACUCUACGAUGUGGAUUUGGCUCCUUCAUCAUCUUCAUCCACCACACCAUGUUCCUCAAAAUCCUCGUCCUCUGUUGUCCAGGCCGAACACGCACAACUGCCUGGGAUUCAGUCGUCGCAUCUUGACUCCUUUGUCUUCAGACCAUCUUGCGGGGGAAUGAUGAUGCCGCUCACGGUCAUCUAG